Messenger RNA from Sinocyclocheilus grahami, 1794 nucleotides. RefSeq names its product fatty acid desaturase 6 (gene fads6). The transcript is spliced from 6 exons. The coding region runs from base 135 to 1160 and encodes 341 amino acids. Gene Ontology annotation, cellular component: membrane. Gene Ontology annotation, molecular function: oxidoreductase activity, acting on paired donors, with oxidation of a pair of donors resulting in the reduction of molecular oxygen to two molecules of water. Gene Ontology annotation, biological process: lipid metabolic process. The record is from RefSeq and is a predicted model, not a curated record. NCBI's taxonomy places the organism in Eukaryota, Metazoa, Chordata, Actinopteri, Cypriniformes, Cyprinidae.
UGGAACGAGAAAGAUACUGUGAGAGAGAGAGAUCCGUUUCUAGCGCAGUCAGCACUAAAGUCUCUCACUUUAGUUUCGCGGACGGGACGGAGAGUGUGUGCGCGAGCCAUGCGUCUCUGAGCUCCAGCGCUAGCAUGCAGAGCAAUCCAGAGGAGAGGAGAGACACCGCGGAGCGGGAGACGCUGAUGAUGGAGCUGACGCGCCUGGUGCAGAAGAGUGUGAGAGAGAGCAGCUGGUGGGAGAGGAGAGGACUAGACUGCAGCAUCCUCACCGCAGCCUUCAUCAGUUUACCGGCAGGGUUCCUGUUGUUGGGUUCGUCUCAGCCGCUGUAUUUCCUGUCAGGUGUUCUGAUAAUGGGCGUGUCUCACGCUGUCAUCACCGUUAAAGGGACACACCUGGCCAGUCACGGCGCGCUCAGCGAGUCUCCGGUCUGGGCCGACUUCUGGGCCGUCUUCUUCAUCGAAGUGUGCGGCUCGUUCUCAGCGCGGGCUGGCGUUCAGGCUCACGUGAAGAUGCAUCACGCACACACUAAUGUGAUCGGUCUGGGAGACUCCAGCACCUGGAAAAUCCCCUUCCUACCUCGAUCCGUCUAUCUGUUCAUCGCGCCGCUGGCCGUCCCCAUCAUCACGCCCAUCGUCGCCGUCGGUCAGCUGAAGGGUCAGUCUCCGCUCCAGAUCCUGCGCACCGUCCCGUGUGUGUGUCUGGGCUUUUUUUCUCAGUAUUAUCUGCUCAGGAGUGUGUCGGGUCUGUCGUGCAGCUCCGCUCUGCUGGUCAUGCUUCUGUGCAGAGCCAUGUUCUCCCUGCCGUACAUACACGUCAACAUAUUUCAGCACAUCGGCCUGCCAAUGUUUUCUGCCACUCACCGGCCCAAACGCAUCUACCAGAUGACACACGGAGUCCUGAACCUUCCCCGAAACUCGCUGCUGGACUGGACCUUCGGCCAUUCCCUCAUCAACUGCCACGUGGAGCAUCACCUCUUCCCAUUCCUGUCUGACAACAUGUGCCUGAAGGUGAAGCCGCUCGUGUCUCAGUAUCUGAAGGAGAAGAAGCUGCCGUAUCAGGAGGACGCUUACAUCUCCCGUCUGAGUCUGUUCUUCCACAAAUAUCAGGAGCUGAUGGUGUUCACGCCGCCCAUCACUGAACUGGUGGGAAUCCAGUGAUGAUGGGAUGAAGAGCAGAAGACACGGGAAGAUGGACACUGACAUGACGACCGUCCAAAUUCACAACCCAUUUUAAUUGCAGAACGUGACAUAUCUAUGAAAGAAACAGGGUAUUUGACAAGAAAAAGCAUGUUAGAUGAGACUUGAAUGAUGGCAUCAGCUGGAAAAGAAAGAGCUUUCAGAGAUGAAUGACAAUUUGAUAAAGGAUUAUGGAGCUAAACAUUUGUUCGUUUAGAAUAAUAUGCACUGACGAUUCGUGAAAAGACCAGGAAUGUGCAAUAAGAAAGUACACAGGAUGGUGCUGACUUUAUAACAAGCAAAGCCGUGCAAAGAGAGCCUCUUUUCAUUUAUGACAGUGCUUCCUAUUCGCUUAGCUAAAUGACAUUAUUGAAUGUAAGGAUCAUUGCCUUAUGCGCUGUUGUCAGAUCAGUGGUAAUAAAGCACUGCAGUUUUGACCUCUGACCCCAGAUCAGCUCUCAGCUUCAAUAUGCAGCUUUAUGAAGACUAAAAAGAUGCAUAAAACUUUACCUGAUCUGUACAGGACACACUUUAGCUUUGCUCCAAAGUUUAGUGAGCUGCCUUUACUGUCUCUUAAAGGGAAAGUUCACCUAAAAAUUACAAUUCUGUCAUUUGC